AGACAAUGUGGAUCAUAUGAAAAAGAAACCGCAGCUGCGCGGCCACAGUUCUGACGACUUCCUUCGCUUCGUCGAGUUGGAAGUGCCUGCAGAGGUUUUACUUCGAGACUCUGAAGAUUCUUGUGAGCAGCACAGCUCGUUCAAUGUCUCGGAACAGGAGGCAACGGAUAGUCAUAGUUCCACCGCUGUACCACGGGCACCACCCUCGUCUUGCACCUGUUGCGCGCCUUCACUUCCUGAUGCCAGUUGUAUGGAGAUGAGAAACACGUCCUCGGAUAAAAUUAAAAGGCAACAUCACAAGAAGUCGUGCAGGCUGCUUCUACCCUGGGCCUCUACAGCACAUGACUACGACUUCGAUGUUGACAGAGAGCCGCAUGAAGAGCGAGGCGCCGACUUCACGGAAAGUGCUCGCUCUGGUGUCUACGCGCGCCGCGGUUCCACUACUACAGACGGCCACCACGGUACGAAUACCGCUGAUGAGCAACCACGCGGCGGCGACCGAGACAGAAAAGAAGAGGAAGAAUGUUUCCUCGCUCACUUUAUGAUACCGGAUUAUGAAGACUCCGGGUCCGGCUCCGACGUGGAUGAAGAUGAUUCUAGUACCGAAAAGAUCAUCAACAGCUGCCAUAGGGGGCGAGACGAAAAAAGAGCGCUAGUUUUAGAAGAACGGGGCUGUCGUAAUCGUAUAGAUGAACCUACAGCAAAUAAUCCAUUGGAAAACGCCGGGUGCGCAACCGCAAGACGAACAGGACAGGAGGUGAAAAAAUAUCUACUCACGGGGAUUGCGACCUCUGCAGGGAGGUCCACCCCUCGGCUAAUGAGAAGCGGAAGCAGUAGUAGGUCUCCUGGUAAAAAUGAAAAUACAAAUAGAUCUUCAGCGUCCGGGUCGGGCAAUAAAGAAGUUGUCAAGAAAGCCGGGUUGCAGAAAUGCAAACUGUGUCGCGAAAUUGGCGAGUGCCGCGCGUGGCACGGGACCAAAUUUAGUUCGGCGCGGGACAUCUGGAGCGAGGGCUUCAAUACGUCCCACUCCGGUCGGAACCGCGGGAAUCUCUUUGGCGACGGAGUUUACCAAAGUCCACACGUGUGCAAGGCCAUGCAGUACGCAAAAGAGAACAUCGCGGGAGAGCGUUACGUGAUCUGCAGCCGGUGUCUGAUCGGGAACAACGUUUUGGUCACCGCCCAGCGCUUCGACGAUAAACAGCGGCAGGAGUUGUUUAGCGGACGUGAGAAAAAUCAUGCCGGACCAGGCCCUAGUACCGCUGGCUCUGGCGGCAGCUCCAGCUGCCAACUCUACAGCGACCUUGACUCCGUGCUUGCGGUUCCCGCGUCCGAAGUGCCAGAGGAUAUCUUGCGCAAGGAGCGGUAUCAGGAAGAAAGAAGGUUCGGUUUCUGGGGCAGGGUACUGGGUUGUGAAAGCGCGAGUAGUUGUGCUGCUAGUAGUGGAGGUGCGCCAUCGGGUUUUUCUCCGCCUGCAGAGCUGCUGGAACGAUAUCACGUGUGUGAAGAAGACUUCCAAGAGUACAUAUUUUCAUUGAAAAGCCCUCAAGGCUCCUCUCAGAGUGUAGUCCGCCUCGCCCCCCAGGACGACAGCAUCAUCAACGUGGUCGACCACAGUCUUGGCGUAGUACACCAGAACGAGAGCCACCCCUUUAUCAACACCUCCGUCCAAGCCAUAAACCGCCUCCCGUACGGACUAGACGCGCACUCCGACUUUUCCACCGACUUCAUAACCCGCUACUCGCGGACCGACGUGGAGCGACUGGAAAAUGCCGGAGCAGUGAAGACCCCACUGUUUGCAAGGACGCAAAAAUUCGUGCGCCCGCCGGCGAGAAGAGGCUCUGGCGCGGAGGAGACGGACUUCAGAUCCGUCAACCACGAGGAGCACCGCUGCACCAGUGCGCACCAAAUGCUGCCUGAGUACUUGCUGCAGUUAACCCGUGUGUACGAGUAUGAAUAGUUGUUGUGGUGCUGCAUAAUGAUAAUGAAUAUGCAGUACAAGCAAAAUUAUUUCCCGCACUUAGAUUGUGCAUGGGGAUCGGAUGGAACAAAUCUGAAGCACGGGUGUGCACCACGUGUCUAUGCACGCAUAGGGGAAAAAAGAAAGAAUAUGAAAGAGAGAAAAAAUAUUUCGUCGUGCAAGCUGUGUGCUGUCACGGCGUGUAAAGAUUUUCUUCCCAAAAACUACGAUAAAAGAG
Messenger RNA from Amoebophrya sp. A120, 2195 nucleotides. The record is from the annotation of a GenBank genome assembly. NCBI's taxonomy places the organism in Eukaryota, Dinophyceae, Syndiniales, Amoebophryaceae.